Molecule: messenger RNA, 2367 nt
Organism: Papaver somniferum (opium poppy)
Lineage: Eukaryota; Viridiplantae; Streptophyta; Magnoliopsida; Ranunculales; Papaveraceae
Product: armadillo repeat-containing protein 4-like
Exons: 2
Coding region: 418-2109 (563 amino acids)
Molecular function (GO): protein binding
Source: RefSeq, a predicted model, not a curated record
AACCUGACCUUCGCCUUCUACAGUGAAAUACUGAAUUGUCAACAAAUAUUUGAAAUGUAUAAUCAUUUUUAUGAGCAGUUUAAUUUUGAAUCUGUCUGCUAGCUAGUACUAGUGAGUGCUACUGGUAAAGUUUGGUGACUUUAUCUCAUUGUCUGCGUUGUUAUUUGAAUUCAACUCGUUGUCUGAGAUUACUAGUACUGUUUUAAUGGUAUUAUAAAAUUUAUUCGACCGUUGUUAAUGUUUUGAAGAAGAAGAAAGGAGUGGAUUUUGGGUGUGGGUUUGUUUUAGUUUCAGUCUAAAGGUAGAAGAAGAAGAGAGUGUGUGUUUGAAGAUCAAGAAGUGGCUUUUAAGUGAAGAGACAUCAUAAAAAGGGCUCUGGUGAUCUGAAAUUGUAGUGUCCAAGAUUGAAAAAAAACCAUGGUGGAAGAAUCAGAAGAGUGUUGUAUGAUGAGUACUAAAUCUGUUGAGGAAUGGUUAUUACAUGCUCAAAAUCUAAUUCCAAAGGCUAUUGUCAAAGCGAAAGAAUCAACAAAAGUGUUUCCGGGUAGAUGGAGAAUGAUAAUAUCGAAAUUAGAGCAGUUGCCUACUUGUUUAUCAGUAUUGUCAAGUCAUCCGUUCUUUGCCAAGAACACCCUUUGCAGGGAGCAAUUACAAGCAGUUUCAAAGACAUUGGAGGAGACAAUUGAAUUGGCAGAUCUAUGUGUUGAAGAGAAAUAUUCAGGGAAGCUUCAGAUGCAAAGUGAUCUUGACUCGGUGACUGCGAAAUUGGAUUUGAAUUUGAGGGAUUGUGGGUUAUUGAUUAAGACUGGUGUUCUUGGAGAAGCUACGCCACUGCCUUCAUCGGUUACGGCGAAUUCCGAGACUGAAUUAGAGAAUUCAAUUCAGUCGAAUUUACGGGAGUUGUUGGCUAGGCUUCAGAUCGGUCAUUUGGAAGCAAAACAUAAAGCAUUGGAUAGUUUACUUGAAGUUAUGAAAGAAGAUGAGAAGAAUGUGUUAGCUGUAUUGGGGAGAAGCAAUAUCUCUUCUUUGGUGCAAUUACUCACUGCAACAUCUCCAAGAAUUCGCGAAAAGACUGUUACUGUUAUAUGUUCACUGGCGGAAUCGGGUAGUUGUGAGAAUUUUCUUGUUUCGGAAAAUGUUCUUCCUCCAUUAAUCAGAUUGAUUGAGAACGGGAGCACAGUGGGUAAAGAAAAAGCCACCAUUUCUCUUUUAAGGUUGUCUAUGUCUGCUGAAACUGCUCGGUCAAUCGUCGGACAUGGUGGGGUUCGUCCGUUGAUUGAAAUUUGUCAAACAGGUGAAUCCGUUUCGCAAUCUACAGCUGCAGGUACUUUGAAGAAUUUGUCGGCUGUACCGGAAGUACGACAGACUCUAGCAGAUGAAGGGAUUGUUAAGGUAAUGAUUAAUCUUCUGGAUUGUGGGAUGUUGUUAGGAUCCAAAGAGUAUGCAGCUGAAUGUCUUCAGAAUCUUACUUCAAGUAAUGAAAAUCUUAGAAGGUCAGUAAUUUUGGAAGGGGGAAUUCCACGUCUUUUAAAUUAUCUCGACGGGCUACUACCGCAAGAAUCUGCAAUGGGAGCUCUACGGAAUUUGGUUAGUACCGUUUCAAUCGAUGUUCUAGUUUCGUUAGGUUUUCUCCCACGAGUAGUCCAUGUACUUAAAGCUGGAUCAUUGGGUGCGCAACAAGCUGCAGCAUCAGCAAUUUGUAAGAUUUGUAGUUCACUUGAGAUGAAAAAAAUGUUGGGUGAUGCUGGAUGUAUUCCAUUGCUUGUGCAAAUGCUCGAAGCGAAAUCUAAUGGAGCAAGAGAAGUUUCAUCACAAGCAUUGUCAAGUUUGAUUACAUUAUCUCAGAAUUGCAGAGAAGUAAAGAAGGAUGAGAAAAGCGUACCGAACUUGGUCCAAUUACUCGAUCCAAGUCCUCAAAAUACGUCGAAGAAGUAUGCUGUUUCUUGCCUUGGGUCACUUUCUUCUAGUCAGAAAUGCAGGAGAUUGAUGAUUUCUUAUGGAGCUAUUGGGUACUUGAAGAAACUUUCAGAAAUGGAAGUCACCGGUGCUAAGAAGUUGCUCGAGAAGUUAGAAAGGGGAAAAUUAAGAAAUCUAUUUAGUAGAAAAUAGAAGAGGUAAAGACUUUCUUCGUCUUGUAUUAUGUAUGUGUACUGUGGUUCUUCUGUUUCUGUUUGUUGUUGUUUUAACUUCUGUUUCAUUGUCUGUAUGAAACACAGAGUAGUCGAAGUUAACGAACUCAACUGAACUGAAAAUGAAUGAAUCAAAUUUGCUCUUUUUGUGUAAUGUAUUUGUAUAAAUGUAUUCUAGUGUUCUCUUUAGUCUUUUUCUUACUCUUUGUAAUGGUUUAACCAUAAGCAGUUCACAUUA